Messenger RNA from Oncorhynchus tshawytscha (Chinook salmon), 3695 nucleotides. Its product is annotated as dedicator of cytokinesis protein 3-like. Lineage: Eukaryota; Metazoa; Chordata; Actinopteri; Salmoniformes; Salmonidae. The record is from RefSeq and is a predicted model, not a curated record. The annotation marks the transcript as partial. Gene Ontology annotation, cellular component: cytoplasm; plasma membrane. Gene Ontology annotation, molecular function: small GTPase binding; guanyl-nucleotide exchange factor activity. Gene Ontology annotation, biological process: small GTPase-mediated signal transduction. The transcript is spliced from 26 exons.
CUUCUGAAGAUAUUCUGUGUGUUUCGUAACCUGAUGAAGCUCAGUAUUUUUCCCCGGGACUGGAACGUGAUGAGGCUGCUGACCAGCAACACCAUAGUGACAACUGUCCAAUAUCUGUCCCCGGCUUUGCACAAGAACUUCACCGAGGCUGACUUUGAAUUCAAGGUGUGGAACUCAUACUUCAGCCUGGCUGUUCUCUACAUCAGCCAGCCCAGUCUACAACUAGAGAACACCACCCCAGCCAAGAGGAAAAACGUGUUGGACAAGUAUGGUGACAUGAGAGUGAUGAUGGCCUAUGAGCUGUUCAGCAUGUGGCAGAACCUCGGUGAGAACAAGAUCCACUUCAUCCCAGGUAUGAUAGGUCCCUUCCUGGGUGUGACCCUGGUGCCUCAGGGGGAGGUCAGGAACAUCAUGAUCCCUAUCUUCCAUGACAUGAUGGACUGGGAGCAGAGGAAGAACGGAAACUUCAAACAGGUGGAGGCAGAGCUGAUAGACAAGCUGGACAGUCUGGUGUCUGAGGGGAAAGGAGACGAGAACUACAGAGAACUAUUCAGCCUGCUAACCCAGCUCUUUGGGCCUUACCCCAGUCUGCUGGAGAAGAUUGAGCAAGAGACGUGGAGGGAGACGGGAAUCUCCUUUGUCACCUCUGUCACACGGUUGAUGGAACGUCUGCUGGACUACAGGGACUGCAUGAAAGGAGACGAGACAGAGAACAAGAAGAUUGGCUGUACUGUCAACCUGUUGAACUUCUACAAGUCAGAGAUCAACAAGGAGGAGAUGUACAUCCGCUAUAUCCACAAGCUGUGUGGCAUGCACCUCCAGGCUGAGAACUACACAGAGGCUGCGUUCACCCUGCUGUUGUACUGGGAGCUACUGCAUUGGGAAGAGAGGCCUCUAAGGGAGUUCUUACACUACCCAGCCCAGAGUGAGUGGCAUCGCAAAGAAGGCCUCAGUCGCAAGGUCAUCCACUACUUCAACAAGGGAAAGUGCUGGGAAUACGGGGUACCCUUGUGCAGAGAGCUGGCUUUCCAGUAUGAGACAUUAUACGACUACCAAAGCCUCAGCUGGAUAAGGAAAAUGGAAGCUGCUUACUAUGACAGCAUCAUGGAGCAGCAACGUCUAGAGCCAGAGUUCUUCAGAGUGGGCUUCUACGGACGCAAGUUCCCCUUCUUCCUAAGGAACAAGGAGUUUGUCUGCCGCGGUCAUGACUACGAACGGCUUGAAGCCUUCCAGCAAAGGAUGCUGGGAGAAUUCCCACAAGCCAUUGCCAUGCAGCACCCUAAUCAACCAGACGAGGCCAUCUUACAGUGUGAUGCCCAGUACCUGCAGAUCUAUGCGGUGACGCCGGUUCCGGAGAAUGUCAAAAUUCUCCAAAUGGACCGCGUUCCAGACCGCAUCAAGAGCUUCUACCGUGUCAACAACGUGCGCCGCUUUCGAUACGACCGGCCCUUCCACAAAGGAUCCAAAGACCGAGAGAACGAGUUCAAGAGCUUGUGGAUCGAGAGGACUACGCUGAUCCUCACACAUCCUCUUCCUGGUAUCUCCCGCUGGUUUGAGGUGGAGAAGAGAGAGCUGGUGGAGGUGAGUCCUCUGGAGAAUGCCAUCUGCGUGGUGGAGAACAAGAACCAUGAGCUGCGGACCCUGAUCAGCCAGUACCAACACAAGCAGCUCCAUGGCAACAUCAACCUGCUGUCCAUGUGUCUCAAUGGGGUCAUUGACGCUGCCGUCAACGGGGGCAUCACCAGAUACCAGGAGGCCUUCUUUGAUAAGGAGUACAUCAGCAGCCACCCAGAAGACACAGAGAAGAUCACUGCCCUCAAAGACCUCAUGCAGGAACAGGUACAGUAUCCUGGGGCGGGGCUUGCGGUCCAUGACAAGCUGGUGCACCCUGAAAUGCGUCCCCUGCACAAGAAGCUGAUAGAUCAGUUCCAGAUGAUGAGGAGCAGUCUCUAUGGUCUGCCGGGACUGGACAAGCUGAGUCCUGCCUGUUCUAGUGUCAGCACCACAAGAGGCAUCCUGGCUACGCACAGCCCCAUGAGCCCUGACAGCUUCAAACUCAUUCACAGGCACAGUCCACUGAAUCUGCUGGGGUCUAUCCGCCAGUCGUCCUCCUCACUGUCCUCUCACACCUCCAGCGAGACGGGUAACCUGGUGAUCCUGACGGACAGCAUGGUGAUGGAACACCCCGAGGACGUCUACCGUAUGCAGCCCAGUCCUUCGUCCUCCAGUCUGAGCUCCACCCACUCAGCCCCCUCCCAGAUGAUGAACUCUGCCCCCAACAGUAUCAGAGGCUCCCCGUCGCUGCCAGAAAAAUACAGACACAACCGUGAGAUGUUGAUGCUGCUGCCUCUGCACCGUGAGAGACCCAGCUCUGCUAUGUACCCCAACAUCACUGAGAACGGACAGCCAACUAACUUCCAGCGAGCGUUGUUCCACCAGGUGAUUGGUCCGUGCAAGCCCUGUAGCGACCCUAACCUGUCUGUAGCGGAGAAAGUCCUGACCACCCCCAGCUCCUGGAGUCUGGACAGUGGUACCAGAGAGGCGUUGCCGUUCCUGUCCACCCACGUUGGGAGUGUGAUGGCCCCCCCAGUCCCGCCCCGUAGCCUUCCCCAUGGACACUUCUCCAUGAACUUUGAUGCUUUCCACCACCAGAACAGCGACCUCCCUCCAGCUCUCCCUGCACGCUCCUCUAUACGAAAGUCACCCCUGCACCCUAUACCUGCCUCGCCCACCAGUCCCCAGUCCCAGUCCGGUCUGGAUGGCAGUAACUCUACCCUCUCUGGCAGUGCCUCCUCCGGCGUCUCAUCCUUGAGUGAGAGCAACUUGUUGGGCCAGUCCUGCUCCACCGAGGCCCCUGGAACUACCAGCAGACACCCAGCAGGCACCCUGGACUCUGUCUCCAUUACCCCUAGCACAGUGCACUCUAUCUGGGCCAUAGACGGAGAAGACCUGGGAAUGAACUCCCCCUCUAGUCCCUACCUGCCUGUCCGAUACAGCGUCUCUGAGCCAGAGGUCCUGGAUGGCUCCAAACCCCCUCCCUGCCGUAGCCUCUCCGCCCCUGGGUGGGUCACCCCGGUCAUCACCCCCAUUAUCCCCGUCCUCCCAGAGGCCCACGCCCUAAACAUCCAGAACCUGCCCCACUACCACCAGGAGCCCCCGCCCGCCCUGCCCCCCAAGCCCUACCUGAGAGAGGGGUGUAUCCCUGAGGAAGGGUGUAUUCUCGUGCCCAGGCCCAUGCCACGCAAGAUCUCUCAGCCUCUCAUUACCUCCAAGGAAGAGCAGGCCAAGGUGGCGUGGGAGCACGUCAUCACAGAGGAGUAAAGAGCAGGCCAAGGUGACGUGGGAGCACGUCAUCACAGAGGACUAAAGAGCAGGCCAAGGUGACGUGGGAGCACGUCAUCACAGAGGAGUAAAGAGCAGGCCUGGGGUUUAUUCAGUCAGUGAUGUGAAACUUUGUGAAUGUUUCAGAUAUAAAUAGUGUGAAUAGAGCUGACACCUGAUCCCCCCCCCCCUAUUCCAUCUGACAGACAAUCAUAUCUGUUCUACAUUAUAUAUUUCUAUCUGAAUGUUCUGUAACUUUAUAUCCUCCUGAACAUGCCCAUGGUUUAGAAAUGGUUGGGGCCAGUGUUAGGGCCUGGGUUAGGACCUGUCUCUCUGAGGGGCCAGUGUUAGGGCCUGUCUCUCUGAGGGGCCAG